UAAUCACUUUUUUUCCUUUAGUAGCUGGAAAGAAUUUAUAGCUUUCCUUUAGUGGUAGUCCAUAUGAAUGAUGGACAUGAAAUCAAAAUAGAAAGAAAAGAGAGGAGAUGCUAGAACAGCAGAAAGUAAAGGGUGAAUGGAGAAAGAGAAGGUUCUUUUUAAAAUAAGAGUUUUUUUACUAAUAACUACAAAUAACUACGUAUAUUUACCAUUAGCAAACUACAAACUCAAUAACCCGUGCGGCCUACAAUCGUAACGGUCCGUUAGCCCAUUGUAAAUAAAAAAACACUCAAAUAUUAUGAAAAUUACGAAAGAUGCCACUGAGACUCACCUGAGCUAUUUCUCCCAAAAUCAAAGCAGUUUCAAAUUGAAACCGUCCUAAAUCCAAAAUCCUCACUAAAUCGACAUCUCGGACUCCGGCGAAGUAGGCGGCGAAGUCAGGCAGCGAAGCAGGCGGUGACUCCGGCGACGAAGAGGAACUGCUGAGUGUCAGUAGUAUACUGACCCCCAAAACGAAGCCCCAGGUCUCUUCCGGCGAAGCCCUAUCCAAUUCCGAGGAGGAGGAGCCGAUCAACGACGAGGACAACUCCCUCGGCUCCGAUGACGAGGCCGCGCCGGCCGAGAACGACCAUGACUUUAAAGAAGAGGUAUAUUUUCGAUUAGGAGAGAAUUCGGUUUGUUUACGGAUUUAUUAGGUUUGCCUGUUGUUCUUGGGAGUUUUUUGAUUGAUUUUUUCUGCAUGUUCCGUUUUCGGAAGCUAGAACUGAGUGUUGUCCUUUCCACCUUGAAGCAGUGAUGCUCUGGUUCAUGGAUGUUAUACCAGCAAGCUUUAGGAUUAGGAGGCUUCAGAUAUGGAGGAGCUAGUGAGAUAGAAAGCUGGAUUUCAGUAUAAAUUUUGUGCUGUCCUCUAUUGUUGUGAAUGUUGACGUUCAAGUAUUGUGGUGCUAAUACGAAUUUAAUGCUACAUUGGCAUUGUUGAAGUAUAAUAAUGUCUUUGAACCCAUGAUGACUCUCUUAGGACACUGCGACAACAUAUUCAUCCCAUUGAUCACGACUGAAGACUACCACUACACAAUGCUUAGGUUGAACAAGAAGGCAAAAGAAUGGAUUCAUUACAAUCCAAUGCGCAAAAGAACAAAUCCUGAAAAAAGCAAAGGCUACGAGAAUGCCAAAGAAGUGGUAGAAGCAGUGACAAUGUGGAUGCUUGAUGUGAAAAAGUUGCACAAGCAGAACAAGGAGAGGAGGCUAAAAUUUGUCAGAGUGGAAAAGAAGACAACAAUAUAUGAGGAAAUACAGAUUGAUGAAAAUGCAGAGAAAACAAUCGCUUGGAUAAACAAAACUGAUGUGGAUAACUUAAAGCUGGUUGAAGACAUGUAUUGUGCACAGCAACCUGAUAAUUCGUUGGACUGCGGACCUUAUAUCCUACACUAUAUAGAGAAUAUAGCAAAGAACAGGCUGCAGAUAAGCAAAGCAGAUAGAGGCGUUUUGGUUGACAAGGUUUUGGGAUUAGAAAGAGAAAUCAAAGAAAGCUUGAAGAACAUGAGAAGAACCAUGGUGGAGAGGUUUCUUAACCAUGACGAGGGCUGGUAUUCGAAAGUAGGUUACACUCAGUAAAAUGAUAGAUGAGGAUUAGGAUUUUUGUGGAUGUGGAUUUUUGUUUAUGAGUUGAAUGGAUUUUGACGAAAGUAAAUUGACAGAAGCGGGCUUUUUGAAGUCUUCUUUACCGGU
Rosa chinensis is the source of this 1728-nucleotide messenger RNA. RefSeq lists its product as uncharacterized. Gene Ontology annotation, molecular function: cysteine-type peptidase activity. The transcript is spliced from 3 exons. NCBI's taxonomy places the organism in Eukaryota, Viridiplantae, Streptophyta, Magnoliopsida, Rosales, Rosaceae. Bases 1003 to 1614 code for a protein of 203 amino acids. Gene Ontology annotation, biological process: proteolysis. The record is from RefSeq and is a predicted model, not a curated record.